AUGACAGCCAUUUAUAACUGUCUCAGGCCCCCAACGCUGCGGUGUGGGGGCCCCGCCAUCGCCACCGGCACGAGGGUCUUUGGAACAGCACUGCAGAUCCGGUCCAGGCAAGUCCUCCUGAUCGUGAAGUCUCAGAGAGGCCUCCAGGAGCCCGAGUGUGGGGGUUAUAUGAGUGGAACAGCUGGGGUUUGGGGAGUGGGCCCUGUGGUCGGACAGAGGUACAGUUUGCAUACAGAGAGCACACGCUGGGACAGGAGCCAGGAGAGCGCCGGUCGACUGAGCAGUGAGCGCACUUCCCAUGAUGCCACGCUGCACCGGGCCUUGGGCUAA
This is a messenger RNA of Knipowitschia caucasica, 330 nucleotides long. NCBI's taxonomy places the organism in Eukaryota, Metazoa, Chordata, Actinopteri, Gobiiformes, Gobiidae. The record is from the annotation of a GenBank genome assembly.